GAUUGUUGGCUUGAUAUCUGCGGGGACGGGUUAAUUCGGUUUCCUUUGAUAGCUCUUGUGUUUGUCUUGAUUGAUAGAAAGGACCGUCACCAUGUCGCAGACUGUUGGAAAGACCCGUCUCGCCUACUCUCGGGCCUGGCACCAUGUCGACGUCGGCACCGACCCGCGCAGUCUCGGCCGGCUUGCUUCCUCCAUCGCCCUCUUCCUGAUGGGCAAGCACAAGCCUAUCUAUGACCCCUCCACCGACUGCGGUGACUAUGUCGUCGCUGUGGGCUGUCACGACUUGAAGACCACCGGCAAGAAGCGCUUCCAGAAGAAGUACUACACGCACACGACUCGCCCCGGUAGCCUGCGGAGCAUGACGAUGGACAAGAUGUUCGAGAAAUGGGGUGGCGGUGAGGUCCUACGACGUGCUGUUAAGGGCAUGCUGCCCAAGAACCGGCUGCGGGAGAAGCGUCUGGCUAGACUGAAGACAUUCGAGGGCCUGGCUCAUCCGUACGAGGAGAACAUUGUCAAGUUCGGGAAUGAGUCGGUGAUUGCCAACUUGCCGGAGGUGAAGGAAGCGUUUAAGGAGGCCAAGACCCAGGCAUAG
Molecule: messenger RNA, 592 nt
Organism: Aspergillus nomiae NRRL 13137
Lineage: Eukaryota; Fungi; Ascomycota; Eurotiomycetes; Eurotiales; Aspergillaceae
Product: mitochondrial 54S ribosomal protein uL13m
Exons: 3
Biological process (GO): translation; negative regulation of translation
Cellular component (GO): ribosome; mitochondrial large ribosomal subunit
Molecular function (GO): mRNA binding; structural constituent of ribosome
Source: RefSeq, a predicted model, not a curated record